CAGUUCAUUUUGCUACAUGACCGCUGGUGCGUUCUUUAAGGCCAUCAAAUGAAUUCACAAAAUCUGAAACGAAAAAAGCAACUGGAGUUCAUGAAAAGUUUAGAAAACACCCUGAAAGGAAAUGGGUCCGGACAAGGACCCACCAGGGUCGCGGACUUAAAGCAGAGGUCCAAAAGGGCGGUGAACACGGAGCAGGCACCGAGUAUGCCAGAACAAGUACCAGUCAGGACGAAAUUUAAAAACCAGGGACCCACAAGAAUGAAGGAGCCGGAACAAGACACGAUCAGGGUGAAGGUGUCCGGGUCCGGAGAUCCAGGACCAGGUCAGGGCCUUGGGGCCGAUUUUAUCACGCAGGAGCCGUUGAGUUGUGCCCACGUGCCGUCAAGCAGAGCUCGCGGUUCCGCCUCUGUCAGUAGCUCGUCCAGUGCUUCUCCGGUUGCCAUUCAUGGGAAAGAGGAAAACCUUGAUACUCUGAGUCUCUCUGAGAAGUCUCUCAGCCCAUCUAGGCAUGCCGCUCAAAGAGGUGGCUCUUCGGUUAAAAAAGCAGAGGCCCACUCAGAUCAGAAAAAGAACACCGACAUUUAUAGCCCAUGCCCGAAACUUAACACCGGCACUGAAAACUGCACCUUGGCCAAAACGUUCAAAAGACGCAUCCAGAACCAAAAGAAAUAUAACUACAACAGCAAACUCUGCGACGUGUCCAUAUUCGGGACCAAAGCCCAACCCAAAACUCGUGCAGAUAUCUCAACAGGUUCACCAGAUUAUAUCAAAUCAUUCUCCAUUUCACGAUCUCCUUCAGCGUCUCAGGCAAGCUAUGUUCCCGUGAAAGAUAAGCCAUCGCCCUCAGCUUCUCAGGCAAGCUAUGUUCCCGUGAAAGAUAAGCCAUCGCCCUCAGCUUCUCAGGGAAGCUAUGCUCACGUGAAAGAUAAGCCAUCGCCGUCCUCCCAAGACAACACCAAAAAGUCCUCUAAAAUUGAUGUAAAAAUCACCGAGCCUGCUGAGAAGAAUUGCUUAGAUAAUCCUCGCUCCACGCGUGUAGUUAGCGCUAAGAAAAUAUUCGAACCUUCGCCAGCCACGACCUCGGUUGAUAACGACAACCAGUUACGCCUGAAGCCGAAGAUGUCCACAGCGAUACAGAGCAUCCAGGAGCGGUUACUGAAAGAGAUGGAGGAAGACGCGAGCAGAGUUAAAAAGUCGUACGAUUCCACAAAAGUCUACAAAGUCCAGGCGCCGAGGCCGAAAUGCACAUGGACACCCGGGAUGUUGGCUGGCGUGGCUAGAAAGCGAAGCCGUUCCCGGUACUCUGGGGCGGCGAGACGGGCGUCGCGUUACAUUUCGCCCAACAAACGUGAACGGCCUUACAGGCAGUGGCUGGGGAUGUCCACCUGCGUGACGAGGGACACAAAGUUCAUCAUUGCCUCGGUCCAGCCGACACCCGAAGGUGUUGCGAAGGAAGCUCCCGGCGCUACAAACACGUGCAGCGUCGGCACGCAACACGAGAGUGGGAGGAGCGUAAAAUCACGGGACGGCAGUAGCCGUGAAAGAAUGGUAGGCCGGGACUGUGGACUCACGCGACGGAGUUCGGCUCGACAGAGUCCAGACAGUCACAAAAGUUUGCCUAACAACAAGGAGGUUCCUAUACUCAGUGUGCAUACGGGCAGAAGUAAUAUUGUAAAACCCGAUAGCAACCUGGUGAACAAAUUAAAUACGAUUCAAAGCCCGGAAGGUGGAGUCACGGAAAUUCCCGAAGAAUUGCAAGAAUCCAUUUCGUGUGAUUCGGGUCCUUCUUUACACGAAUUGAAUGAUUUUAAAUUGAAAGAAAUGGAAAUUUAUGAUCUCGGACUUGUUGAAACAACACGUUUGAAAAACCAUUAUCCAAAUGAAGCUUUGGAUCCCGGUCAAGUUGAUGAAUUGGUCGACGAGGCCGAAAAUGUUAAAAUGAAUUCAACGAAUAUGACCAGGAGGGAACCAACGAACUACCCCGUUGUUGAAUCUUAUUCACGUGAGGGGGGUGACAAUAUAAAAACAUCCCCUGGUUUGAGUAGGGAGGCUGAUGGAGACAUCAAGUCUGAACAUGAUUUUAGGGUAUAUGACGAAAACCUGACGGGAGACGCGAUGUGCGAUGCGAUAGAAAUUACCACAAGGUCAAGAAUGGUUGAAACUGGAGAUAAUUUUAAUGCUACGAGAAUGGAGUCUUCACCUGAAAAUAAUCAGGUGACCGUGAAGGAACAAGAGACCGAUAAUUUAGAGCAGGAAAACAUUACAACCCCAGCAGAAGAUCUUGCGGAUAACGAGGUAACAGAACCUCUGAGAGAAGAUUUAAAUACGCACCGAGUGGAUGCUGAUCGAAAUCUGUCGACAGAGAAUAACGAGCUAACGUUAAAAACUUCUAGAAGCAAACACGACUUUCCGUGUGAAUCUUUUCCUAUUGAGAAUGGCAGUGGGUCUAAAACUGCGGGGGGCGCUCACAAUCUAGAAAAUAUCCCCAGUACGCACGAGUGUACAGUUCCAACUAUCUCAGUUUCCGAAUCCAGAAAUGAAGGCGAAAUAUCGAAUGAAGAAGAAAGUGUCAAUGAACCGCUAGAAGUGGAAGAGAUUUCAGACAGCAGCUGCUCUUGUCCUCUACCGAAUCAUGCACUGGAUAAUUCCACCUUGAGUGCAACCAACCAAACACAUUUCAAACUCGUUCAACAAGAUACGGACAUCCAACACAACCCAGCUACUCUGCAGUCGACAGCAAGCGCAGCCUGUGAAAUCCAGGCCGAUCCGCUAAAUUCUCACAAACGACUGUAUGGACACAGCGGCGAGAUUAAUUAUCCCGUUAAGCAGAAAGAAACUGAAUCCCUCUCGCAGCAGCCAUUCCUAAAACCAAGCCCCAAGGUCGUCACAUUCCUGUCGGACAAACCACACGAAGACAGUUUCAUUAGCGCCAAUAUAGCCCACUGCCCGGUGAGCGGAGAUAAGGUUUUUCAUACAACUGCCAGUGAGAGGUGUCCAGCUCCUCAGUCCAUCGGGGGCCGAAGUAAAAGUCAGCUCAUUGGGGACGAGAUCAACCUCAUCCCCAGUUCUACCGGCACGAUACACUCACUUCUGAGCUCACCCAGGGCAUUCUCGUCCGCUAGACCCAAACAAUUUUUUCGGAUGAAUGACAACAAAGCCACACGCUUUUGUGAUAGGGGGGAAGAAUUGCAUCGAAGUAAACAAGACGGGAAGGACAAACCACGUGCACAUGUCACUAGAGCGAACGAUCCGAAAAGUCCAAAAGUCACCGUGGAUCCUGCCAACAUCGGCUCCAGUAAACAUCACAAGAACUCCAAAUACAAAUAUGUUCAGGUAGGUUGUGUGCUUUAAGUGUCUUAGAUAAUAAGGUACACAUGUGCACAUUGCAGUGCGUUAGAGGAGAUCGUUAUAUACUUGUGUAGUUUUUUCAUAACUUUUUAAAUUAAUCAGUAAGCCAAUGUAUGUCUCAGGGUAAGGCCCAUCACGUUUUUUUUCACGCACAUGCUCGUAUAAUAAUGUAACGAUAUUUGCAUAGGUUGCUGUAAUGCAGGAUAUGUUUGCGCUGACCACGUGAUUAUUUCACAGGCCAUCGCAGAUUUUCAAGGCGUUCUCCCGGGGCAACUGAGCUUCAACAAAGGGCAGAUCAUCCGCCAGCGGUGCGUCCACGAUGUGUGCGGCAUGCGGUACGGCAGCUACCGCGUUGGAAGACUCAAGAUGAAGAGGAAAGGUUUAUAUCCCGCUUCCUGCGUCACAGACUUCCCGCCAUCAGACCAACAGUUAAUCUAGUUGAGUCUAACAAAUAAUAUACACAUUAUUAUUUUUUUUUUUACAGGAAUAAACACAGAAUUUUGUCC
This is a messenger RNA of Lymnaea stagnalis (great pond snail), 3854 nucleotides long. NCBI's taxonomy places the organism in Eukaryota, Metazoa, Mollusca, Gastropoda, Lymnaeidae. The record is from the annotation of a GenBank genome assembly.